Molecule: messenger RNA, 4212 nt
Organism: Setaria italica (foxtail millet)
Lineage: Eukaryota; Viridiplantae; Streptophyta; Magnoliopsida; Poales; Poaceae
Product: titin
Exons: 5
Coding region: 161-3871 (1236 amino acids)
Source: RefSeq, a predicted model, not a curated record
CUUCCUUCGCUUUUCCGGAUGACCCAUCGCGGAUUUCAAAUAGCUGCGCACCCCAGCUGAACUUACCCAGAUCGGACGAGAGGAGAAGGAGACACGGCGGAGAGAAGACGGAGUCACAGGAGGAGGAGGAUUGCCGCCGCCCGCAGCAGGUAGAGAGAGCAUGGACUUCCUCGCGCUCCCCCGCCGCGACCUGCAGGCGCUGUGCAAGCGCAACGGCGUCCGCGCCAACAUGACCAACGCCGCCAUGGCCGAGGCCCUCGCCGCGCUCCCCACGGUUGAUGGGAUCGGGGAGUACGUCAAGGAGCCCGUCACCGUUCCUGCGCCAGAGGUUAAGGCGGCAGCGGCGGAUGAGCAGCAGCGGGAGAAGCAGGGGAGCCCGCUCCCGCGCGGCCGCCGCGUGACGGUCAAGGCGGUCCAGACGGACCGCGGCAAGGAGGAUGAGAAGCAAGAAUCGGCCAAGGAGGACGCGCCGGCACUUGCAGUUGGGCGGCGCGGUCCCAGCCGGCGCGCUCGGCCUGCUCCUGUCGUGGCGUCUUCGGUGGCCGUACCGGUUGGAAAGGCGGAGGAAGCGGAGGACAAGCAGGGCGGCAGCAAGGAGGAGGAUCGGAGGCGGGAGACGAACAAGGAGGAUCCGCCAGCCCCUGUCGUUGGGCGGCGCGCUGCCAGCCGCCGCGCUCGACCAGAGUUGGCAGCAGAGUCAGCGGCGGCAGGGGCGGUAGAGGAGCAGAGGAAGAAAGAUGGAAGCCCGGCCCCGCGCGGCCGCCGCGGUGCGGUCAAGUCGUCCGAGCCCAUCAGACCGGAUGACUGUGAGGAGGAGGAGAAGGAGCUCAUGCGGGAGGCUGGAACGGAUGGUGCGCCGGCCCUUGGCGUCGGACGUCGCGGUGCCAGCCGGCGCGCUCGACCCGCGCCAGCGUUGGCUGAGCCGGCGGGCAAGGUAACAGAGGAGGAGAAGGCGCCACCGAUUCCUCGCGAUCGCCAUGUCAAUCUGAACGACGAAGAGGAGGAUAAAAAAGCAGCUACGAAGCCAGAGGAGGAGGAGGAAGACGUGCCAGCACUGGGCGUUGGUCAUCGCGGUGCCUGCCGGCGUGUUCGGCGCGCGCCUGCUGUGUCAGGCAAGGUAGCAGCAGAGGAUGAGCCACGGGCUCUGAUCCCACGUGGCCACGGCGUUCCUGUCAAGUCACCCGAGGUUAUCAGGCUGGACGAUUGCGAGGACGAGGAAAAGGAGGACACGAAGCCGGAUGAGAAGGACGAUGAAGCGCCUGCAAUUGGCGUGGGUCGGCGUGGUGCCAACCAGUGCGCUCCCGCCCCUGCAGAUUCUCCGGCUACGAGAAGAAGGGCUGCAGCAAGUAAAGCUGAGGCAGUGGGUGUGACCGAGGAGGCUGUGCCCAUGCGGGCCACUCGUCACCGUAAGCCAACUAUGAAAGCGGUGGCAGCGGCAGAGGAGAAGGCGCUGCCAAAGGCGACAAGAAGGAAGGCGGUAAAGAAGACCAUUUCGCAGCAGGAGGAACAAGAAAAGCCACAAGAGGCUGUGCCUGCUCCAGUUUCUGACGUGGGAUGUGAUAACCCUGAAGACCCGGAAGAGGAUUCUGGCCCUCAGAAGAGAGAGCAAAAACAAAAAGAUGAAGAUGUGGUGAUCAUUGAAGAUGAGAUACUGAUGGAAGAGACCCCGGCACAAGAGCUACUUGUGACCGAUCAGGAAUCCAUGGAUCAUUCAACACUGCAAGGACAACAAGUGGGUGUUGAGAAGUGUCUUGCUCCUUUGGCCAGCCAGGAGGAUUCACCUAUCAUGGGUCUCGUUUCAAUGGCAACAGAACAGGCAGCUGAGAAGGACGAAUGUGCCAAUUUUCAGGAUGGUAAAGGAUCCUGCGGGUCAUUGGACAAGGGGGUGUCCGAUAAGAACCAUGAUGCCGGUGAAGAGAUGGAAAUGGUGUCCAUCAUCCAGGGGGUGCAGGCCUCACCAACAGAAGACCACAUUGAGGAAGUUGUCACUGAUGAUGCUAACCAUGAAAGUGAAAUGCGGAAUUUUAAUGAAGUACUACAUGGCACAGAGGAAACCAGUGAGGCUAAUGCAGAAGAUGAUAUUGUCAGUCAGGACAAGGAAGAUGAUAUUGAUGAGUUGCAGGCUGACUUGGCAGAUGGGUCUGUUCUUGUUGAUUUGUCAGGGAAUAUCAAACUGUUUGUUGAAGAGGAGACCAAUGAGGUCAAUACUGAAGACGGUGUUUCUUUUCAGGAGAAGGGAGAUGUGGCUGUUGAUAUGGCACUGCCUGAAACAGUGGCUGAGGCCAUUCCUUCUGGUUGCUCAAUUGAUAUCAGCUGUGUUGAAGUGGAGAAGGCAGGAUACAUCACUAGUGAGAUGUCUGAGAGCCCAGCUGCAUUGGAUGAGGAUGGUAAGGAAACAAACCUGUACGCUGAUAUCUGUCAUGCCGAUAAACCGAGUGAAGUGGUCAUUGGUGACAGUGUGUCCCAAGUCACAGUAACGGACAGCAAAGAUGUUCAGGAGGAAAAGGUGGUGGUGAUCACUGAUGAUAUGCCAUGGAGCACAGCUGCGAUGCAUGAGGACGUCGAGGAAGAUCAGUUUCAAACUAUUUUUAUUCAUGCUGCUGACAGUCUGCCGGAAGUGAAAAUGAUAGAUUGUGAAGUUGAGGAGAAGACAGCAAUGAUCAUUGAUGAGCAGCAGCAGAGCACGGUUACAAUCGAUGAAGAUGUUGUCGACAACCAUUUGGAAACUGAUGUUGUUCAUGCUGAUGAACAUAAGGAAGUGGUAACUAUUGAUGAAGUGCCAGAAUCCACGGGGACAGAUGAUGAAGUUCUUGAGGAGGACAAGGCAGCUGUGAUCACUGAGGAGGUGCCACAGAGCACUGGUAAAAUGGAUGAGGACGACAAGGAAGAUCAGUUCCAAACUGCUUUUGUUCAUGAUGAUCAAGUAGUCACUGCUGACAGUGUGCCGGAUCUGAAAAUAACAGAUUGUGAACCAACUGAGGAGGACAAGACAACACUGAUAGCUGAUGAGAAGCAACAGAGCACAGUCACAAUGGAUGAAGAUGUUGUCGAUGAUCAUUUCGAAACUGAUGCUGUCCAUGCCGAUGAACACAAGAAAGUGGUAACUGCUGAUGAAGUGCCAGAACUCACAGGGACAGAUGAAGUUGUUGAGGAGGAUAAGGCAGUUGUGACUGCUAAGGAGGUUCCACAGAGCACAGUUACCGAUGAGGAAGUCGAGGAAGAUCAGUUCCAAACUUUUUUUGUUCAUGCUGAACAAGUACUCACUUCUGACAGUGUGCCUGAUUUGAAAAUAACAGAUUGUGAAGAGAAAACAACACUGAUCAUUGAUGAGAAGCAACAGAGCACAGUUACAAUGGAUGACGCUGAUGUUAGUGAUUAUUCCGAAACUGAUGAAUUGAAGGAAGUGGCAACUGAUGACAAAAUGCCACAACUCACAGGGACAGAGGGUGAAGUUGUUGAGGAGGAUAAGGCAGUUGUGAUCACAGAUGAAGAGCUCGAUGUUUCAGAAGAAUCCAAAGAUCGCAUAACUCCAGCACUGGUUGAUGAUGCCACUGAGUCCCUGUCCAAUAGCAUCAUCACUGUGGAGCCAGCUGCGUCCAUAGCUGCAGACGCAUCAGUGUGCAAGAACACCAUCGAGAAGAACACUACUGAACUUGUGGUAAUGCAAGAUGAGAAGGCAGUAAAGGUGAACAAGAAAUCUGUGGAUUUGUACGCAUUUAGCCUACGGCAGCUCAAAACCAAGCUCAAGGAGGGGCUGAACGCCCAGAAGAACAAAGAAGCAAAGAGGGUGGCCCUUGCUAGAGUGGACGAGAAUGUGUGUCGAUCCCACACAAAGGGCCAGCUGCAGAACCUGAAUCUGCAACAGCAUUAACCCGGAGAAGAAGCCGCGGCUCUGAACUCUGACCAUAUCAUAUUUGCGUGCCAGAUGGUAUCAGGUUGUUCUGAAACCAUGGUUUCUCCGACCUUGGCAUCUAACCUAUAUUUGUGCUUGUUCUUUCGUGUGUUUGCGUGUUUGCUUGGAGAGGCAUGAGGCGAUUCGGCUGUAUUUUGUCAAGUCUAAUCGUAGGCUAGUACCCAGCUUUGAACUGUGAGUGGUUUGCUGGUGUUGGUUGCCUGUCUUAUUUUGAACUCCCAUUACUCGUUGGGAAAACCUGCUUAUAUAUAUUUAUGUAUCGUGCAAUAACAAGGUAGCAUCAGACUGUUUGGAAAUGA